CGGCGGCGGCGGGCGGCGGGCGGCGGGUGGCGGCUCUGGCUGACCCGCACUGAGCGGGGCCGAGCGGACGGCGCUGCCCCGGCGCGAUGCGCUGAGCCUGCGGAGCACCGAGUGCGGGGCUGGUCGGCGGCGCAGGCAGCUGACCCCAUGAAGCAGGCAGGCCCCGGGGGGUGCCGGCGGGCGCCGCCGCGGCCGCUGCUGCUGCUGCUGGUCCUGCAGGUGGCGGGGCCCGCUGGCACCCAGGCUGAGACCCUGCUGGACGCACCAAGGGCCAUGGGCACCAGCUCCAGCCCGCCCAGCUCCGCGAGCGUGGUGGCUCCUGGAACGACUCCCUUCGAAGAGAGUCGCCUACCAGUGUUCACCCUGGAUUACCCCCACGUGCAGAUCCCCUUCGAGAUCACCCUGUGGAUCCUGCUGGCUUCCCUGGCCAAGAUUGGCUUCCACCUCUAUCACAAGUUGCCCACAAUAGUGCCUGAGAGCUGCCUUCUCAUAAUGGUUGGACUUCUACUAGGCGGGAUUAUUUUUGGAGUUGAUGAAAAGUCCCCACCUGCAAUGAAGACCGAUGUGUUUUUCCUGUAUCUCCUCCCUCCCAUUGUGCUUGAUGCCGGCUAUUUCAUGCCCACUCGCCCCUUCUUCGAGAACAUUGGCACCAUUUUCUGGUAUGCGGUGGUAGGGACGCUUUGGAACUCCAUAGGCAUCGGGGUGUCUUUGUUUGGUAUCUGCCAGAUCGAAGCCUUUGGCCUGAGUGACAUCACCCUGCUCCAGAACCUGCUCUUUGGUAGCUUGAUCUCAGCUGUGGACCCCGUGGCAGUGCUUGCCGUCUUUGAGAACAUCCACGUCAACGAGCAGCUCUAUAUCCUGGUCUUUGGAGAGUCCCUGCUGAACGACGCAGUGACAGUGGUCCUGUACAACUUGUUCAAGUCUCUUUGCCAGAUGAAAACCAUCGAGCCCAUCGACGUGUUUGCUGGAAUAGCGAACUUCUUUGUUGUAGGAAUUGGUGGGGUGCUCAUCGGCACCUUCCUGGGAUUUAUAGCGGCAUUUACCACUCGGUUCACGCAUAACAUCCGAGUGAUUGAGCCACUCUUUGUCUUCCUGUACAGUUAUUUGUCCUAUAUAACAGCCGAAAUGUUUCACCUCUCAGGUAUCAUGGCAAUCACUGCUUGUGCAAUGACUAUGAAUAAGUAUGUGGAAGAAAAUGUGUCUCAAAAAUCCUACACGACCAUCAAGUAUUUCAUGAAGAUGCUGAGCAGCGUCAGCGAGACCCUGAUCUUCAUCUUCAUGGGUGUGUCCACCGUGGGGAAGAACCACGAGUGGAACUGGGCCUUCGUGUGCUGCACCCUGGCCUUCUGCCUGGUCUGGAGAGCGCUGGGUGUCUUUGUCCUGACUCAGGUCAUUAACUGGUUCCGGACAAUUCCGCUGACCUUUAAGGACCAGUUCAUCAUUGCCUACGGAGGGCUCCGAGGCGCCAUCUGCUUCGCGCUGGUGUUCCUCCUCCCUGCUGCUGUGUUUCCCCGCAAAAAGCUCUUCAUUACAGCUGCCAUCGUUGUCAUAUUCUUUACUGUCUUUAUCCUGGGAAUCACUAUCCGACCACUGGUGGAGUUUCUUGAUGUUAAGAGGUCCAAUAAGAAACAGCAAGCUGUCAGUGAGGAAAUCCAUUGUCGGUUCUUUGAUCAUGUGAAGACUGGGAUUGAAGAUGUUUGUGGACAUUGGGGUCACAACUUUUGGAGAGACAAGUUUAAGAAGUUUGAUGACAAAUAUCUGCGGAAGCUUUUGAUUCGGGAAAACCAACCCAAGUCAAGCAUUGUGUCCUUAUAUAAAAAGCUUGAAAUAAAACAUGCCAUCGAGAUGGCAGAGACUGGGAUGAUAAGUACUGUCCCUUCUUUUGCGUCUUUAAAUGACUGUCGGGAAGAAAAAAUAAGAAAGCUCACACCUGGUGAAAUGGAUGAAAUUCGAGAAUUAUUAUCAAGAAAUCUCUAUCAAAUCCGUCAGCGAACAUUGUCAUACAACAGACACAAUCUGACGGCCGACACCAGUGAGAGACAAGCCAAGGAGAUUCUGAUCCGACGGAGGCACAGCUUGCGAGAAAGCAUUAGGAAGGACAGCAGCCUGAAUCAGGAGCGCAGGGCUUCCACGUCAACCUCUCGAUACUUAUCCUUACCAAAAAAUACAAAGCUUCCAGAAAAGCUACAAAAGAAAAAGAAUACUUCUAACACAGAAGAGGAAAGGCUAACGAUGGCUGUAGGCUAUGAAAAGCUAAUGAAACGUGGCAAUAGCAGUGACUCAGACACAGACGCUGGGACCACCGUCCUCAAUCUGCAGCCCCGAGCGAGGCGCUUCUUGCCAGAACAGUUCUCAGAGAAAGCCCCCCAGUCCUAUAAAAUAGAAUGGAAGAAUGAGGUAGACGUGGACUCCGGCCGAGGGCACCUCUGCAGCCCCUCAGCUCCCCACAGCAAAGAUGGGGGCACCCAGCUUCCAGGUGUGCUGCGGCAGCCCCUUCUCUCCAAAGGCCAGUUUGGCCCAGUGCAGGAACACCGUGCGCCCGAAGGUGUCCGCCCCAAGCCACCGCCCAGACUAGUCCGAAGGGCAUCGGAACCUGGAAGCCGGAAAGCCCGAUUUGGAAGUGAGAAGCCAUAAUGCAAAUGGCCAGAGCAGCCCUUCGGGUGACUGACCCAGCAUAGUUGUGGUUUGUUACUCUGAAACCUGACACAACUGUGGAAUCCAUUUAAAACCUUCUAUGCAUUGAAGUACUUCCUCUGGAUAGUAGAGUCAUGCCAUUGAUUAACAGGAUGAUUAGAGAUUAAUAGGAUGGAUAUUUAUUUCAAGAAAAGGAAAAUCAAAGAAAAAAGUCCCAUAAAAUGUCUUUCAGGACCUGUUGCUAGCAAUUGUAGUCUUUGCAAGCCUAGAGAAAAAAAAAAGUGCCUUUAUUGAACUGGAAUGACAGAACUUGAAAUUUUUAACACACCUUUGUUGGUGAAAAUUUUAAUAUAUACAUAUAUGCUUCAAAUUUUAUUUAUGAAAAAAUACGUAUAUCUGUAAUCAGUUUUUAAUGGCACUAAAAAUACUCAGAAUCUUUCAAAGGCAGCAAGGACAGUGCCUGGAGGAUGGUCAAGGUGUUCCUCUCUCUGAGCUGAUGACCAGCUGGGGAAGGAAGAGCGCAGUAAGGAACAGAGACGCCUGGAGACGCUCAUCAGGGGAACGACCAGAACAUCGAGGCACAUGGUGGCCUGGCUCCCAGAGCACAGAUUCCCAUGGAAUAGAGUUGGCUGCUUUUUAAUUUGUUCCUCAUUCUACUGUGUGUUUAGGGGUGACAGAGAGACUCUGCCUCUCUUUCAUGUUUAAAUGGUGCGAAGAACAAGGUUGUGUGUGUGAAACCAGCUUAUGGUGGAUAGCAGACUGGGGGCAGCUUUUGAUGAAGCUCCGCCUGUGGGGGCCCCCACACAGUGUGGGGAGACAGGACAGGGCCUGUUUGCAAUUUGUUGGCAGGUCUUAUAUAGUGCAAUACUGGGAGGAGGAUGCAGGAGGUUCCCUUUCAUGCCCAUAUGACUACCUACUUUAGAAUUUUUCUGUAGAACAUUCUAGAGCUUUGAAUCCAGGUCAGAGGCUCCAAGCAGACAAGGAUGGAAGUUUAUAUAAACAGUAUCCCAAUGCUUAACAAAUUGGUGAUCGUUCAGGUUCUGAAUUUAUUCAGGAAGCACUUGGAGAAUGUGACAUUUCCAUCGUUUGCACUGGAUCGUACUUUGUUACCUCUCCCCCCUCAAUAAAGUAGUAGCUCAAAUUCUUCAUAUAAAAAUGGAUUCUACUCAUCUGGGUACUUUAUGAAAGCACAGAAGAAAGGCAGAAAGUGGAACAUAAUCAUUAAAGAUUAAUAUUUGAAUCUCUGACUCUUAAACU
Manis javanica (Malayan pangolin) is the source of this 3891-nucleotide messenger RNA. RefSeq names its product solute carrier family 9 member A2 (gene SLC9A2). Lineage: Eukaryota; Metazoa; Chordata; Mammalia; Pholidota; Manidae. Gene Ontology annotation, biological process: sodium ion import across plasma membrane; regulation of intracellular pH; potassium ion transmembrane transport. Gene Ontology annotation, cellular component: plasma membrane. Gene Ontology annotation, molecular function: potassium:proton antiporter activity; sodium:proton antiporter activity. The record is from RefSeq and is a predicted model, not a curated record.